Messenger RNA from Ceratitis capitata (Mediterranean fruit fly), 5473 nucleotides. RefSeq names its product rho guanine nucleotide exchange factor 7 (gene RtGEF). Bases 1034 to 5380 code for a protein of 1448 amino acids. The record is from RefSeq and is a predicted model, not a curated record. The transcript has 11 exons. NCBI's taxonomy places the organism in Eukaryota, Metazoa, Arthropoda, Insecta, Diptera, Tephritidae. Gene Ontology annotation, molecular function: protein binding; guanyl-nucleotide exchange factor activity.
AUGCGUAAUUAUAGGAACGAAUUCGUAUAAUAGUUUAUUUUCGUUUUGAAAUAUUAAAGCAAAUCUAAACUAAUAAACUGUGAUUGUAUGUUGUAUUGCCUAGACACCCCAUGAUUCUCCAAAGAAGUCUACGCUCUAAUGUCAACGAUAUUGUGAAACUUGGCAGCCUUGUUAGUCAUUUUCGGCAGUCGAGUUAUUUUUUCGAGCAAAUUUUUUAGUGUGUAAUUUUAAUCGCCUUUUUCACUGUAAAACGUAUUGAAAUUAAUAAACCUAUGCUAAUCAUUAAGUUUAAUUAUAUGCGCGAAAGUGUAAUUUGUUUUUGGGUUCCAUUUUUAUAUGUUUUGAAAAUAAACAAGAAAUAAAAAACAGUCAUACCUGUCCCAUUAAUCUACACAUUGUUGUUGUUGUGUUAGCUGUCGACGUCGCGGUCUGCCAUUCUAUUCUUCGUGUUAUUGCUUCAGUCGCGGUGCUCUGCGCUGUUUAUAUCAGUGCUGUAGGGAAAAACAUAAUCUGCUGACAUUGUAGCUAAUAUUAUUUUUAUAAAUAAUUUAAUUGCUAUAUGGUUGCUUCCUGUGCUAUACAAAUCAAUAGAAAAAACAUUUCCGUAAUAUUUGACAACUGUGCAAACAAUAUCUGACAAGAUUUAUGUUCCAAACUUAACCCAAUAAGAUUUAGCAAAAUAAAUUUUUUGAAGUUUUCUUAUAUUAAACGAAACGAGUGUCAUUAGAGAAUGGAAAUGAUUCAGCGCGUGGGUGAAUGUGGAAUACCUGCAACGGCGGAUGAAUAAACAAAAUUAAUUUUGGCAAGCAUCAAAGCGUAAUUAUUUGCUUUAACUACUCGGCGAGAAGAAAGCCAAGUAUCUGCGCUCUCAAGAACAAAUUGAGAAACAUUCAAGUUGAAGCCGCCUUCUCUACACAUCACAUUGAACUGGCGCCAAUCGCAGUGAAAAGGAAGACUUUACAGAAGACACGAUCCUGGAGAAGGAGAAAACAUACACAACACAAGCAACAACAACCAUAAUAACAAAAGCAAAAUGUCACAGCCACUAAUCGUCCAAGCCGAAUACUCUUUCAAGGGAGGAAAUAAUGACGAACUAUGCUUUAAGAAAGGCGACCUCAUCACAGUCACUCAGCGCGAGGAGGGUGGCUGGUGGGAGGGCACACUUAACGAUAAGACUGGCUGGUUUCCCAGCAAUUAUGUAAACGAAUACAAAGCACCUUUGCCACUCACAGAAACGAUACGACCACCAGAGGAGAUACAAGAGUAUCGUUCGGUUGUACUAAAAGAUCUGCUCGACUCGGAACGCGCACAUGUUGCCGAGGUACAAGGUUUGCUAGAGAAUUUUCUCGAUCCGUUGCAGCAGACACAAAUACUCAACGCAGACGAAUAUGCGCAGUUGAUGUGUAAUUUCGUGGAAGUCGUUAAAACACACGAAGAAUUACUCAAGCACAUGGAGGAGUGCAAUGAUCGAGUCGGUAAAUUAUUUUUAACAAAAGCGCCACUUAUGAAACAAGUGCAUCAGGCCUACUGUGCCGCCCAUCCGAAGGCGAUAGUUAUACUCGAUAAGCACAAAGAUGAAUUGGAAAGAUAUAUGGAGCGUCAAGGCGCUGCCUCGCCUGGACUGUUGGUACUAACGACUGGCCUUUCGAAACCCUUUCGACGGCUCGAUAAAUACUCCGCCAUGUUGCAGGAACUCGAGCGCCACAUGGAGAGCAGUCAUCCGGAUAGGGGAGAUACGCAGCGCAGUGUUGCGGUCUACAAAGAUAUUGCGGCGGCUUGUUCAGCCACGAGGCGCCAAAAGGAACUGGAACUUCAGGUGUUGACUGGACCAGUGCGUGGUUGGCAGGGACAAGAGCUAAGUUCCUUAGGUGAUAUUAUACACAUGGGAAGCGUUGCUGUUGGGCCCGAUCAUCGUGAUCGGUAUUUUGUGCUUUUCCCGCACACUUUGCUGAUACUUAGUGUCAGUCAACGAAUGAGUGCCUUUAUAUAUGAGGGAAAACUGCCACUCACAGGCAUCAUUGUGAAUCGCCUCGAGGACAGCGACACCGUGAAGAAUGCCUUUGAAAUCAACGGUCCUCUAAUAGAACGUAUCGUUGCUGUGUGCCAGGGGCCCAACGAGGCCAAUAGAUGGGUGGAGCUUUUAACAUCAGCUAAUCCAACAAUGCCAAUCGGCAUUAAACGUCAAUUAAGCAAUUUAAGUAAUAAAUCAAUGACCGGCAGUGCGCCACAACCACCACCGCAUAACCCUCAUAUCUUAGAUUCGCGCGGUUACAGUACACGUUUCUCGCUCUGCGCGUACUACGCUGCUCCUCCAUGCAAACCAUAUCGCAUAACAUUGCCUCCGAGUAACUACCCGCCCACCGCACCCUAUGCUAACCUAAGUGCACACUUUGCCAAACUCGUAAAGGCGGGUCGAUUGAAAAGUAAUUUAGUGAAAUUGUUGCUCUAUCCGCAAGCACGGCAAAGUAUCGACCUAAAGUGUAUACCGAUGCGUAAAAAACGCGACCACAAAUCCACGGCAAAGGGGUCAAAAACCGGCCAUCAUGAAAUAGAGUAUUCCAACUCCUCAGAGCGCUCAGAAUUGGAACGACAAGAUGCCUUUGAAUUACCCACAGAUUCCGAGAGUGACGCAGAAGAAGAGGACGAUGAUUAUGAGAAGUAUUCGGAUUGUGAUUCCACGCCUUACGAAUACGUUAAAUUCCAUGCGAAUCGGCGUGACUCGAUUGAACCAUCAGGUGAAAAGCGCUGUGAGCCGACAAUGCGGAAGGAGCGUCACUGCUCAUCAAUAAAUCUCAUAAAAUUAGACACGGAUAGUAGCGAUAGUGGACAGCUCGAAGUAGCGGCGUCAGGUCCUUUACAAAAGGAAUCCCUCAUUAUCGGCUCAAAAGCCAUGCAAGCCUUGGUACGCAAGUCAACCGAUAGUAUUAUCAUUCACACAACAACAGCGCAUCUGGAUCUGAGCUCUGGCGGCGGCUUUGCCAGUUGUCUAGAGGAGUUGUCUGAAGACACAACGAGUCUGCAACAAAGUUUGCUUCAUCAAACCUCCCAAGCAUCUCAAGGUUCUUCCGUUUUUGGAGGACGACUAGGCGGUGCUUAUGUGGCAUGUGAGAAUCUGGCAAAAAUGUCAGAUGAAACAAAAAUAAAAGUCAAUGCUCAUGAUUCCUCCAUCGAAUCACCACCAGAACGGCAUAGUAUGCCAAACUUAUUUGUAGGCAAUCGCUUCAAUCGCAGCUCGAAGACUGCAGUCUAUGUACCAACUUGGCAGGAUCGUAAGGAGGCACACAAUUUGAGCGUGGAUGCCUUGAAGAAUGAAAGCGUAGUUAGUGACAAUGCAAAUGCAGAACUUAGUUAUGGUAAUGACGACGACGAUGAUGAUGUUGACGACGUGACGCAUUCCAGUACUCUAGACUUGCCAGCUGAGUUUUUGACAGCGCCGGACAAAAUGCAGGCGGAGUUGUUGUACAAUUUCGAUGAGAGCUGCUUGGAGAGACAAACAAUUGCGGAAGACUUCGACGACAUUAUAUCACCACCUACCAUGUUCAAACCCCAGUUCCUAUUCAAUCAAAAUGUUGUACAGGAGCAACGAGAAAAAGCUGUGUCGAAAAAUGAGCAAUGCGAUAACUUUGCAGCCAUGCAGAGCAGCCAGUCGACGACCGAACUCUAUAUUGAGCCGCAACGUGCCAGCGGUGAUAGGAACAGCAGCAAACAAGAACGGCCGUCCUCAAUUAGGCGCUGCAUAAGCUAUCAAUAUGUGCAUAUGUCCAAUGAGCAUGUGGGCGAUAGCACGACGGAACCCAUUGCCAGCGGAAGCGGAAGUAGUGGCAAUCAAUCUAUUGGAAACUCAAGUAAUAAUAACAACAUUCCGAAGCGGUAUGCGCAUAGUACUCAGCAGCCAUCACGCGCUUCAAGCACAAAAUGCAAAUGCUGCGAGAGUUCGCAGUGUCCGAGUCCACGUUCCAGCGACUCGGGCAUGGCUGGCAGUUGCACUAUAACUUCACCCGAUCCACCACUCAUUAACGACACGCAAUUUGGAAAUUACUACAUCGGCGAAGUAUUACCCAUGCCAGAAACAACUAAUUGUGCCACCGACGAUAUGAAUGAUCUCACGCGAUUCGAUGUUUGUGGCAUGUUUCGCGCAAAAUUUCUUACGCCCGAAGCUACGCAAGAUCUUACAGACAAUGCAGCUGAAAGCGGUGCUGAGCAUAAACAACGACAAUAUGGCAUCGCCCCAACCACAAGUGCAGCGAUUAAGAUGGCGCCCCUCUCAACAAUAACAACGGCCGAGUUGGAAAUAUCCGCAAGCAGCACGACUAUCAAUUCGGUGGCAAGCAAUUCCAGUCACCAGCUGAUGACUGGCAGUGUUCCAAACAUGCAGUUCUCGUCAAGCCUUGAUGACACAGAUACGACAGCCGGUGCGAGUACGGUAGACGGACGACUGUUUCGUUCCGGCAUGUAUGCGCACUGGUGGAAGAAGGAGAAACUGCCGCCAGCAGUGGUGCGCGGUAUUGCCAAAGCCUUGCAAUUGUCGCAACCUAGCAAGGAUUCGCGUUGCUCGAUGUGUUCCAGUUGUACGAGCUGUGUGUCGGGCGGCGGUAGUGGGUUCAGUGAAGGCACCGAUUACUCGUCUCUUUGUCGUGAAUGUGUCUGCUUUUGUAGGCGCAAUUCUGGGGCGCCCAGCAAUACAAACACUACCACUACAACUUCGGUGGUGAACUGUCCUUUGUGCUCCGCGGACGAUGAUGCUGCAACUGAUGCGCAAGGCUCCCCAGGUCACAGCGAUCGCUUAAGUCGUAUGUCCUUCAGCAAUGGUGGCGCUAUUACGGCCACCACUACUAGCACUUCAACUGUUUCCAGCCCGACUAGCUCACUGGAUUGUCCCGUUUGCAGAGGCCUCAUAGCGUGUGGCGAGUCAACGAGUUCUAUUCGGAUAGUGGACACAGCUGUUGAAAAUUCUGUUGAUAGCAGCAGCUCUUCGUUGAUGAAUAACUCGAAUUCCUCCAGCUCUGCUGCGGUUGUAGAAGAUGUCCCCACCUGCGAACCUCAGCUUGCUGGCAGCGGCGCAACGCACAAACUCCCAAAGUUCAGCAGCGGCGGCGGGGUCGAUGGCAACGUCGCUGUCGCAUCCGUCACAACACAAACGGAGCCUGUCGUUCAACCACCACCUCAGCUACAAUCAAUACACGCACACUCAGCCUCAACCACCUCAUCAUCAUCUUCCACCACCGCAACCAAAUCAACCAAGUCAUCCGGUGGCACCAAACCACAAAUCAAAUUUAGCCCAGACAUCGAGCAGUAUUUCAAAGAGCCAGCAACACCAAGCGGCAGUGGCGGGAAGCAUGGCAGCAACCACAAACGCAAGGAUAGGAAACACAAAAGCUAAUUGGAGUAUAACGAAUCUGCGUCCGGCGCCACCUUUGCGUCCCAAUUUGUUGAGCACGUCUGCGCAUGGCAGCAGCGGUGUCACUAGCGGCAG